AUGCCAAUUUCGCGUAAACAAAAAUUAAUACAGACUCUAGCUGAACAUUACAAAAGUUAUAUUUAUAAAGCAAUGGACGUUACUCAAGAAUCUGUAGUCAAGCGUAAAUCCAUCCGUCGUUCACUGAGACGUAUACCCCAAUAUAUUGCUGCAACUGUUGAACAUUUUUUCUACAGUUUAGGAGUAAACAUAGCAAGGCAACCAAUAACAUGGAUAAUAGGAUCUUCAAUAGUAGUUUUGCUGUGUUUGGGUGGCUUGUACCGUUUUCGUCAAGAAAAAAAUCCACUAAAAUUAUGGAUACCACCUGAUUCAGAUUUUGUGAAAGACACAGAAUGGUUAAUGGAAAGUUUUGAUAAAGGACAGCGUGUUGAAACUGUUAUCAUGACUGCUGACGAUGUUUUGCAACCUCAUGUUUUAGUUGAAAUGAAUGAAAUAAUAAAACGUAUUUUUGCUAUGGCAACUGAUAGUCAACCUAAACUCUACUGGACUGAUGUAUGUUUUAAGAUUCCAAUAAUAUCCGGAUAUACGAAUCGCAGAAAGCGUGACAUAAGAAACGACGAUUUUUUCGAAGAAGAACCAGCAGCACAUUCAGACAAAAUAAACUUCGAUCCAUCAGUUCAUGCUCCGACUAAAAUAUACUGCGAUAUUUUAAAUAAUUUACCGACUGGCUGUCUUAUAUUUAGCAUUCUCGAUUUAUGGGAGUAUAAUUCUCAUUUGAUAUUAAACCAAACCAAAGCUGAUAUUAUUACGAAAAUAAAUUCUAUUAAAAUAAGUCCAACUUUGGGACACCCAAUGAAUUUUACUGAAUUAUUAGGCGGAGUUGUCAUCGAUGACGCGGGUAAAAUUGUAAGCGCCAAAGCUCUCAAGACUCACUGGAUGUUGCACGUAGAUUUUAAAAAAAUAAAUAUGAAUGAUGCAGGCAAUGAUGUUGGAACUUCUGAUUGGGCAACAGUUGAUGUAUUAAAUUGGGAAAAAUCAUUUUUAAAUCAGCUCCACUCAAGUUCUGAGCAUCUAAAAAAUGAAAAUUCAUCAAUAAAGAUAUGGUACGAAGCAGGUCGUAGUUUUGGUGACAUUAGCGCGUCGACAAUGUUCCAGGAUAUUAAAAAAAUUAUUAUAGGAAUAAUAUUAAUGACUCUGUACGUUCAAAUUAUUUUGUCACGUUUCAAUUGGUUAAAGUGGCGUUUUUAUCUAACGAGCGCUGGACUGCUGUGUGUUGGAGGAGCUUUUAUUGUCGCAGUUGGACUCUGCUCUCUAUUCGGUGUUCCUUAUGGACCCGUACACUCUUCACUGCCUUUCAUGCUCAUGGGUCUAGGGGUAGAUGAUAUAUUUGUAAUGAUGGCAUCUUGGGAAGAAGUAUUAUCUCAUCAAUCAAAUCAGGGUAAGCCGAUAGAAGAACGGAUUGGCCGUAUGUUAAGUCAAGCUGGUGCUGCUAUUUCAAUCACAUCUUUAACUGAUGUCGUUGCUUUUAUUAUCGGUGCAUCUACGAUUCUUCCUUCAUUAGAAUCAUUUUGUAUCUACGCAGCAGUUGGUGUUCUGAUAACUUUUUUGUUACAAGUUACAUUUUUCGUAGCAGCAUUUACGCUUGACGUAAAACGAAUUGAGAGUAAACGUAAUGGACUGAUACCGUGUAUAGUACAUAAAAAUCAUCGACCAUUACAAGUUGAUCCAACCAAAACAUUAUCAUGGCGUAUAUUCAAUUGGCUUUACUCCAAAAUAGUAUUAACAUUAUCAGGAAAAAUAGUGGUAUUAAUAAUAACUGCUGCAGUGACUGUAGUGGGGGCCAUCGGUGCUUAUCAUUUGAAACAGUGGUUUGAUCCCAAUUGGUUUUUACCUAAAGGAUCUUAUCUCAGUAAUUAUAUUAGUAUUAACGAUCAACAAUUCCCAAAUCGUGGUAAUCCAGCGGAUAUUUAUAUAUCUGAUAUUGAUUAUCUUAAUGAAUUUCCAAAAUUAAUAGCUGUAACCGAAAGAUUAAAUAACAUGACAACAAUUAUUAAUAGUGUUGAAUCUUGGCCACAUGAUUUCGUUGAUUUUAUUAAACUUUAUUAUAAUCAAGAUUUAAUAAAUAAUAAAACAGUUAAAAUCCAUGACUUUAAUUUUUAUCUGUCAAAGUUUUUAUUUAGCCGAAGCGGAGGUCGUUACCAAAAAAAUUUCCGCUUCAAUGACACGCUGACAUGUGGUAAAAAUGCACCAAAAAUUACGCUUUCCAGUAUAAGUUUUACAUUUCAAAAGUUCACUGGACCAGAUGAAUGGAUACCAGCGAUGGAUAAUGUUAAAUUAGCAGUAAAAGAAAUGAAUUUUAGCAAAUACGCUACAGUAUGGAGCAAAAUAUUUGCAACAUGGGUAACAGAUAAAGUAAUUGCCCAUGAAGUAACGCGAAAUAUAAUGCUUGCGCUUAUUUGUGUAAUGGGUACAACAGCACUGUUGAUUGCUGAACCACAGACGUGUAUUUGGAUACUUUUGUGCGUUAGCUUAACACUUGUUGACAUUUGUGGAUUUAUGUACUACUGGGGAUUAUCUGUCGACAUCGUUUCCUGUAUAGGGCUUGAAUUAGCAGUGGGCUUGAGUGUUGAUUACGCAGCUCACGUAGCCCACGCGUUUUUAAACAGUAAAUCACUUAAUGAUGCCGAGGGCGAUGAAAAUAAUCGUACUGAAAGAGCAUUAAUUGCUGUAAGACAUAUUGGUGCAGCGGUACUUUAUGGUGCUGGUUCAACAUUACUUGCUCAAUCGCUUCUAGCAUUUUCAGAAGCAUACGUUUUCCGUACAUUCUUCAAGAUUUUUUUCCUCGUUAUUUUCUUUGGCGUCUGGCACGGUCUCCUUCUUUUACCAGUAAUUUUAAGCUCCAUUGGGCCACGUAGUCUACAAGUCGAUAAAACUAAAAUAACCAAGAAUAUUAAUAGAGAAAAUAAAGAAAAAACAGACGUAUUAGACAGUGAUAUUGAUCCACAGGAUUUAAAUGAACAAAUAUCUCUCAACACAAUGGAAAGCGAUUAA
Molecule: messenger RNA, 2991 nt
Organism: Cotesia congregata
Lineage: Eukaryota; Metazoa; Arthropoda; Insecta; Hymenoptera; Braconidae
Source: the annotation of a GenBank genome assembly